Molecule: messenger RNA, 1650 nt
Organism: Carica papaya (papaya)
Lineage: Eukaryota; Viridiplantae; Streptophyta; Magnoliopsida; Brassicales; Caricaceae
Source: RefSeq, a predicted model, not a curated record
CAAAUUUAGACCCAGAAACAAAAUGAAAUUUUACAAACAGAGGCUUUCAGUUAUCUGUUACCCUGGAGCGGAGUGACAGAGGGAGUCGCCAUGGCGACCCUGAAACUUCCACCAUAUUCCGCCCACAUCCUCCCCGGCGGAAAACCUCUUUUCUCAUUUCCUGCUUCAACUCCCUUCUUCGCCAAAUCAGCUUCCCCUCUCUUCCCCGAUUACAAAUUAGCGAUGCCCACCGGUUCAACUACAAGAGUUGUAAGACUUUUUGGUCCUGGUAUCCUACUGUAUCAACAUAAAAAGGCUAAAGGACUGAGUGCUCAGCAGUUCAUAACAAGAAGUUCAUCAGCAUCAGUACAGCCUGUAACUGAGGCAUCGGUGGAGAAUAAAUCCAAGGAUCUCCCUGUUACUGGAGACUCCAUAAGACGUCGGUUCCUUGAUUUUUACGCUUCUCGUGGUCACAAGGUCCUACCAAGUUCUUCUCUUGUGCCAGAUGAUCCUACAGUUUUACUAACAAUAGCGGGAAUGCUUCAGUUUAAGCCCAUAUUUCUUGGAAAGGUUCCCAGACAAAUACCUCGUGCAACAACAGCACAAAGGUGCAUACGUACAAAUGAUGUAGAGAAUGUUGGGCGAACAGCUCGACACCACACAUUCUUUGAGAUGCUCGGGAACUUCAGUUUCGGAGAUUACUUCAAGAAAGAUGCAAUUAAGUGGGCUUGGGAGCUUUCAACAGUGGAAUUUGGCUUGCCUGUUGAAAGACUAUGGAUUAGCAUCUACCAGGAAGAUGAUGAAGCUUUUGACAUAUGGCAUCAUGAGGUGGGUGUUCCUGUUGAGCGGAUAAAGAGAAUGGGUGAAGAUGACAACUUUUGGACAAGUGGAGCUACUGGCCCUUGCGGUCCAUGCUCUGAGAUUUAUUAUGAUUUCCAUCCUGAGAGGGGAUCUUUGGAUGUGUUUUAUGCUGAAUCAGGUGGUCAGAUAGGGGAUUGUGGUUUUUUAUACGUAACUGGAAGUGAAAACCAACGGACGGCUGUUGUUGAGAUAAAAGAUGUUCAAAAGUCUCUAGGUAACAUUUUUGUUCACAAGGGCACUAUUAGAGAAGGUGUUUUGGAAGUUGGCAAGGAAGUGGAAGCUGCAGUGGAUGCAAAACUAAGACAGCGAGCUAAGGUUCAUCAUACUGCUACUCAUUUGCUACAAGCUGCACUUAAAACAGUGAUAGGACAGGAAACGUCACAAGCUGGUUCAUUGGUGGCAUUUGAUCGGCUUAGGUUUGACUUUAACUUUCACCGACCACUUCUCGACAGUGAGCUAGAGGAAAUUGAAGGACUGAUCAAUGGGUGGAUUGGAGAUGCUACACUUCUUCAAACAAAAGUAAUGCCCCUUGAUGAUGCAAAGAGAGCUGGUGCUAUUGCAAUGUUCGGAGAAAAGUACAGCGAACAGGUUCGUGUUGUAGAAGUUCCAGGUAUAUCCAUGGAACUCUGUGGUGGGACCCAUGUCAGCAAUACUGCUGAAAUACGUGCCUUCAAAAUAAUGUCAGAACAAGGUAUUGCAUCUGGAAUCAGGCGUAUAGAAGCAGUUGCAGGUGAAGCCUUCCUCGAAUACAUGAAUGCCAGAGAUUCCCAAAUUAAACGUCUAUGCUCCACUCUCAAAGUGAGAGCUGAG